AUGUUGGACCUUAUCAACCAAAACUUUUGGAGUAUCAGAGCAAAGAAUGUGGAAAGCAGAAACGUCGAUUUUAGGAACGUUGGUACAAUCAGUUUCCUUGGUUGGAAUAUUCGCCUUCAACACAUAAGUUGGAAGAGGGUUAACCAAGGAAGUAAAUGUGCAUUUCUUAUUCAUGUUGGUACAACAUCUUCGUCGUUUCAUAAUGGCUGUAAGAGAAGUGCUGAAGAUCUAAUGAAACCAACUCAACAUAUUGAUAAGGUAAUGCAUUCUUUAUCAAAUGAGGAAAUUCAGAAAAACCAUUUGCAUCUAAAGACCACCAUUAUGAGUGUUAAGUGGUUAGCACUUCAAAGUUGUUCCUUUAGAGGCCAUGAUGAAUCUCCAUCUUCACUGAAUCGUGGGAAUUUCAUUGAACUGGUGGAUGCAUUUGAAAAAAUGAAUACUGAAGUAGGAAAAGUUGUAUUGGGUAAUGCUCCCAAAAAUGCUACAUACACAUUUCCAGACAUUCAAAAAGAAAUUUUGAACAUUAUGGCCAACAAAGUCCGACAAAGAAUUCGUGGCGAAAUUGGGGAUGCAAAAUUUAGUAUUCUUGUUGAUGAAGCACAAGAUGAAUCUUCACAAGAACAAAUGGCCAUUAUCCUAAGGUUCGUCAGAAGUAAUAGAAUUUCGACAGAGCGUUUUUUUGCAAUUAAAAGUGUUAGUGACACUACCUCAUUAAAUCUUAAGAAUCAAAUUUCUGAUGUUCUUGUUCGUUUCGACCUUCAAGUGCAAAAUAUGAGAGGCCAAGGGUACGAUAGUACUAAUAAUAUGCGUGGUUCUUGGAAUGGACUACAGGCAUUAUUUCUUAAAGAUUGUCCAUAUGCAUACUAUGUCCAUUGUUUUGCCCACCGUUUACAACUCACAUUGAUUUCUGCAGCUAGGGAUGUUUCAGAUAUUAAUUCAUUUUUUUCUCAUUUGGAUAGUGUUAUUAAUAUGAUUACAUCAUCUCCUAAGCGCAUCAAUGAGUUGAAAAGUGCCCAAAGAAAAGAAAUUGAGCAUUUGUUGGAAAUUGGAGAACGAGAGUUCGGAAGUGGUGCUAAUCAGAUUAGUAAUUUGCAACGAGCCGGAGGUACUCGUUGGUCUUCUCAUUACAGCUCUGUAAAGAGUUUGAUUGAUAUGUAUGCUGCAACUUGCAAGGUGCUUGAGUAUCUUAGUGAUCAUUCUCCAAAUGUAAGAUCUCGGUCCGAAGUUGGUGGUGUGUACAAAACUAUGACAACAUUUGAAUUUGUAUUUAUUUUACAUUUAAUGCAUAAAAUAUUAGCAAUUGCGGAUGUGCUUUGUCAGACCCUUCAGAAGAAAACUCAAGAUAUCUUGACUGCUAUGAGAUUUGUCCGUACUACAAAAACUAUCCUUCAAACAUUGAGAGAAGAUGGCUGGGAAGAAUUUCUUGAAGAGGUAAAAUAUUUUUGCUCAAAAAAUGAUAUACAUGUACGUGACUUUGAUGCUUCAUAUAUGGUUGGUCGUUCUCGUGGUCGUGAGUAUCCUACCGUUGAACAUCACUAUCACUUUGAUAUUUUCAAUGCAGCCAUUGAUUUUCUGAUGAUGGAGUUAGAUACAAGAUUUAAUGAGACAUCAUUAGAACUCCUUUCUCUCAGUGCAGCUUUGAAUCCAAAAGAUUCUUUUGAAUCAUUUAACAUUGAUAAUAUUUGCAAGCUUGCAGAGAAGUUUUAUCCUGAAGAUUUUUCACAGCAAGAUAUUUAUUGUUUGAAAGUUGAAUUGCAACAUUAUCAGAAUGAUGUGAUUUCCGAACCUCGAUUUCAAGUACCUACACUUUUUGAUUUAUGUCGAGAAUUGGUUGCAAGUAGAAGGUCGGAGAGUUACGUCGUUCUGACUAAAUUGAUUUGUUUAGUACUCACACUACCUGUUUCAACGGCGACUGUGGAGCGAGCAUUUUCAGCAAUGAAACAUGUGAAAACGAAAAUUCAUAACAAAAUGGAUGAUGGCUUUCUUAUUGAUUGUUUAACACUAAAUAUUGAGUGA
Messenger RNA from Olea europaea var. sylvestris, 2016 nucleotides. RefSeq names its product zinc finger MYM-type protein 1-like. The record is from RefSeq and is a predicted model, not a curated record. The transcript has 2 exons. Bases 1 to 2016 code for a protein of 671 amino acids. Gene Ontology annotation, molecular function: protein dimerization activity. NCBI's taxonomy places the organism in Eukaryota, Viridiplantae, Streptophyta, Magnoliopsida, Lamiales, Oleaceae.